CCUCCCAGGGCCUUGAAGAUGAGCCAGGCCUGGGUCUGGACCACCUGGGUGGGGGUCCUGCAGGAGGGGCUGCCCGGGCCUCGGUGGACCUCUCUGGACCCUCCACUCCACCCUGCCUGGACCUCAGAAUGGCGCCCAGAAAUCGUGGGACUUCAUGAAGACUCACGAUAGCGUGACCAUCCUCAUUUUCAACUCUUCCCGGAGGAGCCUGGUGUUGGUGAAGCAGUUCCGGCCAGCCGUGUAUGCUGGCGAGGUGGAGCGUCUCUUCCCGGGGUCCCUGGCCGCUGCGGAGCAGGACAGGCCCCAGGUACUGCAGGUGGUGCUGCCUGGCUCGGCGGGGGUCACCUACGAGCUGUGUGCCGGCCUCUUGGACCAGCCCGGGCUCUCGCUGGAGGAGGUGGCCUGCAAGGAGGCCUGGGAGGAGUGCGGCUACCGCCUGGCACCCUCUGACCUGCGCCGGGUGACCUCGUACAAGUCUGGCGUGGGACUGACUGGCUCCAGCCAGACCAUGUUCUACGCGGAGGUGACGGAUGCCCAGCGGGGCGGCCUGGGUGGGGGCCUGGCUGAGGAGGGAGAGCUCAUCGAGGUGGUGCACCUGCCCCUGGACGGCGCCCGGGCCUUUGCGGACGACCCGGAUGUUCCCAAGACCCUCGGCGUGAUCUUUGGUAUCUCGUGGUUCUUCAGCUGCGUGGCCCCUGGCCUGGGUCUCCAGUGAGAGCCCCGCAGACCCAAUAAAGGCUGGCAUCGCUGUUGCGUGUG
Capra hircus (goat) is the source of this 759-nucleotide messenger RNA. RefSeq names its product nudix hydrolase 14 (gene NUDT14). The transcript is spliced from 5 exons. The record is from RefSeq and is a predicted model, not a curated record. Bases 155 to 715 code for a protein of 186 amino acids. Gene Ontology annotation, biological process: ribose phosphate metabolic process; nucleoside phosphate metabolic process. NCBI's taxonomy places the organism in Eukaryota, Metazoa, Chordata, Mammalia, Artiodactyla, Bovidae. Gene Ontology annotation, molecular function: UDP-sugar diphosphatase activity; metal ion binding.